AUGGAUAAAGAAGCUUUUGUGCAUUUUCUUGGAGGAGCUUUGGGCGGUACAGCUGGAACAGCUAUUACCUGUCCACUUGAGGUGGUUAAGACGCGAUUGCAGAGCGCAGAAUAUGCAUGCACAGCUUUAUCUCAUUCGCAUUCUGAAGGAGCGUCCAAAACCCGCAUACGAUUAUCUUACCCACACAUUUUGCUAUCUCACAGCGGGAUAAGAGCAUCUGUCAAUAGUCCUCAAAAACUGCAACUGUGCUAUAUACCGCCGACAUGUGCAGUGCAGCGAAAUGUACAACUUUUUGCUAAGCCCGGUUUAUCUGUGCAGCAGAGCAGGAGUAUUUACACCUUCUUCAAACAAAUUGUGGUAAAUGAAGGAUUCUCAGCUCUUUUCAAAGGAAUUGGUCCUAACCUUAUUGGUGUUGCACCUUCGAAAGCAGUUUACUUUUGUACGUAUUCAAGCUGUAAACGAUUGCUGAACAGUUUGGAUAUUUUUGUCUCGAAUAGCGCCAUGAUACAUAUGUCUUCUGCAGCUACCAGUGGCUUCGUUGCUGCGACCGUCAUUAAUCCAGUUUGGUUGGUUAAAACGCGCUUACAAUUGCAUAAAGGGCCACUCUCAGUGACGGAAUGUAUCAAACGAGUGUGGAAAGCAGAUGGUUUUAGGGGCUUUUAUCGGGGAGUGACCGCAUCAUACGUUGGAAUUUCUGAAACAGUAAUUCAAUUUGUAUUAUAUGAAGAGAUGAGAGCAUUGUUGUUGAAGUGGAAGUCAUCUUCUCGAGAACUGGAUGUAGAUGAUUCCAAGAGUUUAGCAAACCCAAGAACAAAUAUUAAUAAGUGGGAUGAGAAGGCCCAUCAGGAACAAGAUGAGAAAGAGCUAUCAGUAGUGCCCUUAACUGAAAACGACAAUCGUGAAAUGAUUGAUUUCUUGCAUUUUAUGCUCGCUGGUGGGACAGCAAAGUUUUUCGCCUGUUCAUUAGCUUAUCCACAUGAAGUGGUGCGUACUCGUAUGCGCGAGGAGAAUGCUGUAAUUAAAGGAUUUUUACCUACUCUAAAGUUUGUUUGGCGAAGGGAAGGCUUCUGGGCACUUUAUAGAGGAUUGGCUGUACAGCUUCUACGAACAGUCCCAAAUACAGCAAUCACUAUGGGUACUUACGAAUUAACAGUGCAUGUGUUGCAUGGAUUCAUGCGCUAA
Molecule: messenger RNA, 1182 nt
Organism: Brugia malayi
Lineage: Eukaryota; Metazoa; Nematoda; Chromadorea; Rhabditida; Onchocercidae
Product: Mitochondrial carrier protein
Exons: 10
Coding region: 1-1182 (393 amino acids)
Biological process (GO): pyrimidine nucleotide import into mitochondrion; mitochondrial transport
Cellular component (GO): mitochondrial membrane; mitochondrion
Molecular function (GO): pyrimidine nucleotide transmembrane transporter activity
Source: RefSeq, a predicted model, not a curated record